Oryza brachyantha (malo sina) is the source of this 2453-nucleotide messenger RNA. RefSeq names its product TOM1-like protein 9. The transcript is spliced from 10 exons. The record is from RefSeq and is a predicted model, not a curated record. Gene Ontology annotation, molecular function: phosphatidylinositol binding; ubiquitin binding. Gene Ontology annotation, biological process: protein transport to vacuole involved in ubiquitin-dependent protein catabolic process via the multivesicular body sorting pathway. The coding region runs from base 131 to 2176 and encodes 681 amino acids. NCBI's taxonomy places the organism in Eukaryota, Viridiplantae, Streptophyta, Magnoliopsida, Poales, Poaceae.
AAACGAGAAUUUUCCUCCUCCCUUCCCUUCGCCUUCUCGGCGAACCAACGCGGAGCGGAGGAGGAGCUGCUCGCCGGCUUAGGGUUCACCCAGGCCCGAUCGACCCGCCUCCGCCUCCGCCGCCGCCGCCAUGCCGCAGUCCGUGCUGGUCGACCGCGCGACGAGCGAGUCCCUCAUCGGGCCCGACUGGUCCCUCAACCUCGAGAUCUGCGACAUCCUCAACCACGACCCCUCCCAAGCCAAAGAUGUAGUGAAGUCUAUCAAGAAACGCAUUGGGCACAAGAACUCAAAGAUCCAGCUUCUCGCACUAACAUUGCUGGAGACAUUGAUUAAAAAUUGUGGAGACUUUGUUCAUAUGCAUGUUGCUGAGAGGGAUAUACUCCAUGAAAUGGUGAAGAUAGUUAAGAAAAAGCCUGAUUAUCAUGUAAAAGAGAAGAUACUAAUUCUGAUAGACACUUGGCAAGAAGCUUUUGGUGGUGCUCGUGCAAGAUAUCCACAAUAUUAUGCAGCAUAUCAAGAGCUACUGCGUGCUGGAGCUGUAUUUCCUCAAAAACCAGAGAGCUCUGUGCCAAUCUAUACACCUCCACAGACUCAGCCUCUACGGAAUCUUCCUCCAGCUCUACGUAAUACUGAUCGUCAACAUGAAGCACCUGAAUCGUCUUCAGCACCAGAAGUGCCUACAUUGAGUUUGACAGAAAUUCAGAAUGCACGUGGUGUCAUGGAUGUCCUUUCAGAGAUGUUGAAUGCUAUUGAUCCUGGUAACAGAGAGGGUCUGAGACAGGAGGUUAUUGUGGACCUUGUGGAUCAAUGCCGUUCUUACAAGCAGAGAGUGGUGCAGCUUGUCAACUCAACCACGGAUGAGGAGCUGCUAAGCCAGGGUCUUUCAUUGAAUGAUGAUUUACAGCGUGUUCUUGCAAAACAUGAUGCAAUUGCUGCAGGCAUAGCAGUUCGUGUAGAAAAGCCAAAAUCAGUCCAGGCCCGAGGGGACAAUUCUCCAGUGACCAAACCGGAAGGGGUAAAACAGGCAGAUCAGAGGCCUACUGAAUCUGCCAGUACAGCGACUCCAUUUGAGCAAUUAGCGCUCCCAGCACCUGCAUCAUCCAGCAGUACUAAACCUCCUGGAGAACCAGUAACCCCUAAUAUUGACCUGCUUAGUGGAGAUGACUACUUCAAGCCAGAGCCUGUCGAUUCCCAAGCCCUUGUUUCUGUAGGCAACCCACCUGUACCUCCAGGUUCAGCCAACAAUACCUUGGACCUGGUAGACAUGUUUGCACAAAGCAAUGUUGGCAACAACCAGAACCCUGCACUCACUCCUAUGCUAAACUCAAAUCCUAGUCUCUCGGCACCACAACUGUAUCCUUCACAGCAGACUCUUCCUUCACAGCAGGUUGUUCAACCACAACAGACUUCUCCAUAUUCGAAUGGGUUAACUUCCAAUACAAUGGCACCAUAUGAUCAGCGUCCUGAUCUAAACUCCACAAAUUCAUGGAAUGGUCAGUUUGCACAUGGAAUGCUUCCUCAAGAGCAGCCACCAAAUUAUGGUCAAGGUCAAGAUCAGAGCGGUGACCUCCCACCACCACCCUGGGAAACUCAACCUGCAGAAAGUGAUCAAUUCCAGCCUGGCCAACCUGGUGGGCUGGCAAUGCCACCAGGACAAAUUGGAGCCAUUCAGCCCCAACCUGUCCAAGUUCAGCCUGGGCAAGUUGCACCAUCACAACCAAUGCUGACUGGGCAACCCGCAGGAAUGCAGUUUCAACAAGGAUUCGGGGAUCAGCUUGGGCCUCACCAAACACAACCCAUGCACACACAGUAUGGCGGAAUGUAUCCUCCAAUGCAAAGCAACCAAUCAGCUGGCAUGUAUCCCCAACAGAUGGCAGGAGAUUUCUACCAGCAACAGAUGUAUGGUGGUCAGAUGGCUGGUUAUGGAUAUGGUCAGCAGCCUGCAGGCUACUAUGCUCCAAAUGCUGCAUAUGGCUAUGCCGGUGCAAACGAGCUCUCCCAGAGAAUGAACGGUCUCGCGGUGCAAGACAACAAUAUGUAUGGAGUUUCUGCAUCCUCAUCCUUUCAGCAACCAAUGAGGCCAUCCAGACCCGAGGAUUCGCUCUUUGGUGAUCUUGUUAACAUUGCCAAAACAAAGCCUAGCAAAACUGCAGCUAAUAAGGCUGGCGGCUUGUAAAGAUGAGCUGAUGUUUAUUAACAUUUCUGGCCACGGGGAUAAGAUUUCCUCGUAGUAGUACAUAAGUUCUUUGAAUUUUUUCUCUAUUGGAAAGUAGUAGAUGAGCGUUAUAGAUUCUGAAAUUCAUAGCGAGUGUGGUUCGGUAUAAUUUUUGUCUUGUCUACUUGCAAGCAAUUAUAGUUUGUUUGUUUGCUUCUUGCAAGCUCUCGAUUUCCUGCGUCAUCAGUCCUCUGUAGUCUGUAAACCUUGAUAAGAAAAACACCAUUGAACAUUCUUU